Molecule: messenger RNA, 1389 nt
Organism: Alternaria arborescens
Lineage: Eukaryota; Fungi; Ascomycota; Dothideomycetes; Pleosporales; Pleosporaceae
Exons: 1
Coding region: 1-1389 (462 amino acids)
Molecular function (GO): protein binding
Source: RefSeq, a predicted model, not a curated record
AUGGCUACUAAUCUCCCAUCCAAACCUGGCUUCGAUACUCUUCCCAACGAACUUGUCAUAAGCAUCAUCGAGCGCAUGCCGAACGAUAACGCUAAGGAUAUAUGCAAUCUAAGCCUGACUAGUCGUCGCAUGUACACGCUUUCUGUCGAUCAUCUGUACAAAAGUCUUCUAGUACGACGUCCGUGGCCACUUCUGCGUACGUUGCGAUCCAGCCCGGAACUUGCAAACCGAAUUCGGGACAUUACAUGGAGGCACAACUUCAACGAUCAUGACGAUACCGAAGAAAAUCAAGCCGUCCUCUCCAGCUGCAUCAAGCUUCUAGAGUCGUCUCACCAGGACGGAUUGAUGCGUGAUUCUUCUGGGCUUCGGUGUGAUCACGAGUUCAUCGAGAUACUCCUAAUGUUCACUCCGAAUCUCCGUACGCUUGUUAUCGCAGAUAGAGCCUUCUGGCCUGAUGGCGAAUAUUGGUUCAGGAGGAUCGCAAACAACCCGGAUCGGUUCGUGCACUUGCGAACCAUUAAUAUACACGGUCCACUGUCAGUGGAGGCCAUAGCAUACUUGUUCCUCCUUCCUUCACUUCGGAACUUCAUCGCUUCGGACUUAGUUCUCCCCGAGCGCACCAACAACAGACGAGUUUGGGAUAACGAGAUUCCGCUUAGGACAGUGUUAGACCCUGGUUCAUCUCAAGUUGAGAAGAUCGUGUUGAAGCGAUCAGUUGUGGAGGUGCCGACGCUAAAAUACUUCACCGAAGCUUGCAGAGAUUUGAAGAGCUUCGCAUAUGAACAGGACAUCAACAACGAUCAGCGUGGCAUGUAUUCUCGAAGUCUCCUGUCUAAGUUUGGCGAGCUUUCAGCAGCUUUCAUUCUCAACCGCACAACACUCGAGCACCUCUCUAUCCGCGGUGACCAUCAGAUGCUUCGUCAGGAGCACGUACUACAGGUAGCACGAUUGGCUUCCAACAUGUCAAACCUUCGUUCGCUAGAUAUGGGCUUGAUCACACAUGACGACGACCCGAUACAAUGCACCUCCGAUUUUGUAGCAAAGAUGGUACGCCUUCUUCCGCCCACACUUGAAGAAAUGAGUUUUGAGAUUGACUGGCAAGAGCACUGGGGCUCGAGAGGGUGGGAGGGGCCAACAGAGAUGUUGCGCCAUCUCGCUACUAUCGCUUCUCCAAAGCUGUCCUUGAAGAAAGUCGCUGUGGUGGAUUGGCCGCCUUUCUUGGGUCAUUUCCCGCCAGAUUUUGCACGGCUACAUCAGUGCUUUGCGGAGCAAAGCAUAGAUUUCGUAUCCAUUCCCGCCAGCAUCGAAGGGCCGGAUCCGCUGCAGUUGUUAGACUUCGUAGAGCCGGGGUAUGUGUUCGUACAAGUCGCUGUUGCCGAGUACGCGUAA